CCGCCGCCUGCGCCAUCCCCGCCCCCGGCUCCGCGCCGCUUUGAAGCGGGCUCGGCGGUCGCCCGCCCGCCCAGAGCCGCCGGCGCCCCGCCAUGGUGCUGCCCGAGGAGCAGGCCCGGCUGUACCGGCCGCGGCCCGAGCUGCUGCCGGCAGCGCACGUCCCCUCGCUGCCCCACUACGAGCGGCUCUACCAGCGCUCCGUGGAGGAGCCGCACGAAUUUUGGGGUGACAUCGCUAAGGAGUUUUACUGGAAGAGUCAGCACACGGGACCCUUUCUGAAGUACAACUUCGAUGUGACGAAGGGGAAGAUCUUCGUGGAGUGGAUGAAAGGGGCGACCACCAACAUCUGCUACAACCUCCUGGACAGAAAUGUCAAUGAGAAGAAGCUCGGGGACAAAAUUGCUUUUUACUGGGAAGGCAACGAACCUGGGGAUUCUGCGAAAAUCACAUACAGCGAGUUGCUGCACAAAGUCUGUCAGUUUGCCAAUGUCCUCCGCAGCCAAGGCGUGAAGAAAGGAGACCGAAUUUCCAUCUACAUGCCAAUGAUCCUGGAGCUGGUUGUAGCCAUGCUGGCCUGCGCCCGGAUCGGAGCCGUGCACUCCAUUGUGUUUGCAGGUUUCUCGGCAGAUUCUCUCUGUGAGCGGAUUCUCGACUGUGGUUGUUCUCUGCUCGUCACGGCGGAUGCCUUUUUUCGAGGGGACAAGCUGGUGAACUUGAAGCAGAUUGCAGAUGAAGCUCUCCAGAAAUGUAAAGACAAGGGCUCCCCUUUGAAAAAGUGCAUUGUGGUGAAGCACCUGGGGAGGGAAGAACUUGCGGUGGACGGGACAUGCAGCAAGUCUCCCCCUCUCAAAAGGCUGUGCCAGGAUGUACAGGAAAAAAAGACUGAGAGCUCACAGAGACUCCAUCCCAAGGUCCCCUGGAACCCCGCCAUGGACACGUGGUGGCACGAGCUGAUGAGCAGUGCCAGCACCGAGUGCGAGCCGGAGUGGUGCGACUCGGAGGACGAACUCUUCAUCCUCUACACAAGCGGCUCGACUGGGAAGCCCAAGGGUGUGCUGCAUACGGUGGGUGGAUACAUGCUUUAUGCUGCCACCUCAUUUAAAUACGUGUUUGAUUACCAACCUGAGGAUGUCUACUGGUGCACAGCCGACAUCGGAUGGAUAACGGGCCAUUCCUACCUCGCUUACGGACCCUUGGCAAACGGAGCAACUAGUGUGUUAUUUGAAGGUGUCCCCACCUACCCAGAUGUGGGUCGAAUGUGGAGCGUUGUUGACAAGUACAAAGUGACCAAGUUCUACACAGCACCCACAGCCAUCCGGCUGCUGAUGAAGCAUGGGGAGGAGCCCGUCAAAAAGCACAGCAGGAAGACUCUGAAGGUGCUGGGGAGUGUCGGGGAGCCCAUCAACCCUGAAGCCUGGCUGUGGUACUACCGCGUGGUGGGAGAAGAGCGGUGUCCCAUUGUGGACACGUUCUGGCAGACAGAGACUGGUGGCCACAUGCUGACACCCCUCCCUGCCGCCACCCCCAUGAAGCCGGGCUCUGCCACCUUCCCCUUCUUCGGUGUGGUCCCUGCCAUCUUGAACGAGUCGGGAGAAGAGCUGGAAGGAGAAGCAGAAGGCUACCUGGUGUUUAAGCAGCCCUGGCCAGGAAUAAUGCGCACACUGUAUGGAAACCACCAGCAAUAUGAAACCACGUAUUUUAAGAAGUUCCCUGGGUACUACGUGACAGGCGAUGGUUGCAGGAGAGAUAAAGAUGGUUAUUACUGGAUCACAGGGCGAAUUGAUGACAUGUUGAAUGUUUCUGGCCACUUGCUGAGCACCGCAGAGGUGGAGUCGGCCUUGGUCGAGCACGCUGCUGUCUCAGAAGCCGCAGUCGUCAGCCACCCGCACCCCCUGAAAGGAGAGUGCCUCUACUGCUUUGUCACCCUCAGAGAUGGCCACGAGUUCACCCAGAACCUGGCGGAUGAGCUGAAAAAGCAAGUCAGAGAAAAAAUCGGGCCGAUAGCAACGCCUGAUUACAUCCAGUAUGCACCGAGCCUGCCCAAAACCCGCUCAGGAAAGAUUACCAGACGGAUAUUAAGGAAGAUUGCCAAAAACGACCAAGAUCUGGGGGACAUCUCCACCUUAGCAAACCCAGGCAUCAUAAAACAUCUUUUCAAGAACAGAUGUGACACUAAACAGUAGCAGCGUGACCUGUCCCUGCUGAGCAGAAUUGUGGCAGCAGCAGCAGCGUCCUGAUGAGCAGGUCCCUUGAAUAACCGCUGCCUGCCCUGGGAAGGAAACCUUCACCUGCUAAUUGAAUGUACGGACGUUACAGACGAGGGAAGAGCUGGAUCUGGAGAAGCCACGUCUCACAAGCACAUCUAUGCCCUGGAGGAGCGUGUGCAUCGUGUUCCAGACGGGUAUCGUAUAUCUGCGGUUCAGCCUCACGCGCAGAGGGCUCGUCCUCCUCCCUUUUCAGCACCUCGUUCUUGAUUUUUAGUAUUUUUUUUGGGGGGAAGGGGGUGUUAAUUAACUUGAUGUAGUGUAUGUGGCACCUCGCACACAGUGGGAAGGAACUUAGGGGCUUGGAGGGGAAGUGGUGCCUGAGUUACUCAAUGCAGGCAGGCAGGGGAGGUUCAUCUCCCGCUGCCCACACGCCAGCUAAGCUUCCUUUUCUACAGGGAGUGCCACAAGCUGGAAGAGAGCAUAAAACCACUCUCACAGCAUAACGUAUAGCCCAGUUUUAGCCUUGCAUCCACUGCCCAAGCCCUUUGCUAGCAGAGAUCUGAACCUGGAAGGGAGCGGGGCAGGCUCAAGGGAGCUGUGUAUUUUAAACAGGUUUUUAGAGCGGUUUGAUACCAAGAUCUGCUCCUUCCUAACUGCAUGGUGCCAGCCAGUGUGUUUUUCCCAAUCCAGGGACCUUCACUGGCCCUGAGCAGGACAGGGAGCCGGGUACGGUCUAGGAGGAGCAGUCUGGGUCUGACGCUCUCCAUGGAGCACCAUGUGCCCCCGCUCUGCUCUCCCAGCUCCCGCGGAGCUGGGGCUGCGCGCUGGAUGCUCCCGUCAAUGCCGGUGCAGGAGCGGGUGCUGCUGGUACCCAAGGAUGGAGGAAGGGAAACUAAGCCCAGCCAAGGCACCUUUCCCCUCAUGGGCAAACCGGGCGCUGGGUUACAGUGCACCAUGGCCACUGCUACAGCAAAGCAAGGCAGGCAGGGCAUUAGUCCUAAGUCAUGUUUUCCCAUCAGGAAAAAAACUGAAAAAUUUAGUUUUUGUUUAAAUUUGAUACAGCUUUAUGAUCAUGAGAGGGAAAAAAAAAACAAAGCCUUGAGCCCAAGAGCCUGCACGUCACACGGGUACUGCCAGAGCCAUUCUUCAAAUUAAUUACAUUUAACCCCAGCCCUGCGUUGUGCUGGGACAGAUACCUCUUUGUAAUGUCUGUAUGAAAAUUGCAUGUGAACUGUUUGAUUUUUGCACUUAAACCAAAGGAGGAGUGGGCUUUAAAACUUGCCGCAACGGCUGUUUCGGUGUGUACCAACGUACGGGCUUUACCUGCAAACUGAGCUGAGUUUGGUUGGGCUGGGAAGGGAGGAGGCAGCUGCUCAGGGCAGGGGCUGCAGGCGCUGGGGGGGCGGCUGUCCAAGUCCCAGCUCUCACUUCUUACCCCUGUGCGUGCCAGUGUCCCACACGCUCCCCAGGCUCUGUACCACUGGAUCGUGCCACAUCCUUGACAAGGAUUCCUACAUCAUCUCUCCUCCCCUGUUACUCUUUGUUGGCUAUGUACUUUUGGCUGGAAACAGCCAGAAUUUUAUGCAAAAUGGAAUAAAAAUCAAGGAAACCUAAAGGAAA
Messenger RNA from Columba livia (rock pigeon), 3827 nucleotides. RefSeq names its product acyl-CoA synthetase short chain family member 2 (gene ACSS2). Gene Ontology annotation, cellular component: cytoplasm. Lineage: Eukaryota; Metazoa; Chordata; Aves; Columbiformes; Columbidae. The record is from RefSeq and is a predicted model, not a curated record. The transcript is spliced from 19 exons. Bases 93 to 2183 code for a protein of 696 amino acids. Gene Ontology annotation, molecular function: AMP binding; acetyl-CoA synthetase activity.